Messenger RNA from Sphaeroforma arctica JP610, 2134 nucleotides. RefSeq lists its product as hypothetical. The coding region runs from base 16 to 2034 and encodes 672 amino acids. NCBI's taxonomy places the organism in Eukaryota, Ichthyosporea, Ichthyophonida. The transcript is spliced from 18 exons. Gene Ontology annotation, molecular function: flavin adenine dinucleotide binding; oxidoreductase activity, acting on the CH-CH group of donors. The record is from RefSeq and is a predicted model, not a curated record.
AUCGACUACUACGAGAUGCUAAAGUACAGUUCGCUUAGGAGUGGAUUCCAGAGAAUCGGCAGCCGCCGUGCCAACGGUGCGCUCAACAGAGUGGUCUCUCGAGCACGGUCAGCGGCCAGUGAUGGUGCAGAGGCCACCCCUGCAAGCUACACUGGAGGCCCUGUUGGUUUAGAAGGGGCUGGCAUUCUGUCCGAUCGAGACGUGACAUUCAUGCUCGAAGAGCUGAUUGACACCGAAGGUCUGCUGAAGAGGCCGUACUACGCCGAACACUCCAUGCCCACAAUCAAGGAGUACUACGCCACUCUAACAAAUGUGGCCAACACCCAUUUCAAACCACACAAUGUGGAGCUGGAUAAAAACCCUCCUAUAUUCGUCGAUGGCAGAGCUCGCGUCUCGUCAGUGAUCGCACCCGCAAUCGAAACUCUUGCAGAAACUGGGUUUAUGGCCGCGUCAUUGCCUGAGGAACACGGCGGUCUCCAGAUGCCACACACAGCACAAAUGAUUGCCGAAAUGAUUAUCGGAUCAGCGAGCAUGUCUAUAUCCUCAUACCCUUCUCUGGCUAUGGGUGUGGCAAAUGUGCUGUCGAGAUUCGGAUCUGACGAACAGAGAGAAAGGUUCCUACCGCACAUCCUAUCGGGUCGAUUCAUGGGUACUAUGUGCCUCUCAGAGCCUCAGGCAGGGUCAUCGCUGGCUGACAUUUCAACCAUUGCGACGGAGAUGGACUCGGAGGGAGGUAAUGGCAAGAGAUUCAGUGUGAAGGGAAACAAGAUGUGGAUUAGUGGUGGCGAGCAGGAUGCGACGGACAACAUAAUCCACUUGGUCCUUGCGAAAAUCAAAUCACCGGACGGAAAGGUUGCACCCGGUGUCAAAGGCAUCUCCAUGUUUAUCGUACCCAAGCACGACUUUGACUUUGAUGGCGAACCACCCGAGGUCGACCUGAAGGGCCACAGCACAAAUGGAAUUGAACUGCUUGGAUUAAAUGAGAAAUUGGGGUGGAAGGGAACCACAAAUACCGCACUAAGCUUCGGAGACAGCAGUGAAAGCGUGGGAUACUUGGUUGGUGAACCGGGCCGUGGGCUUGAGUACAUGUUCCUGAUGAUGAAUGGUGCGCGAAUUGGUGUUGGAUUGGCUGCUACAGCACUAGGUGGUCUUGGAUAUCGAGCUUCCCUCGCAUAUGCACUGGACAGGAGACAAGGCCGACCUCAGGUCAAAUCGAAGGACGGACCAGUGGCCCAGGUACCCAUCAUACAGCACGCAGACGUUCGCCGUAUGCUGAUGGCACAGAAGUGCUACGUAGAAGGCAGUCUCUCAUUGUGCAUGUAUGCGGCGUAUCUGCUGGAUGACUCUAAAACCGCAGCAACGCCCGAAGAGCGCAAGACAUCGUUCGAGAUGUUGGACCUGCUCACACCCGUUGUCAAGUCGUACCCCUCUGAGUGGUGUCUGGAGGCGAAUAAGUGGGCCAUUCAAAUCCUAGGCGGAUGUGGCUACACCAAGGACUUCCCAGUGGAAGAAUUCUACAGAACGAAUCGCCUGAAUAUGAUCCACGAGGGCACUAAUGGCGUACAAUCAUUAGAUCUGCUGGGCAGAAAGAUUGCCCGAGACAAUGGAAAGCAAUCACAGCUGCUGUACAAGGACAUGCGCGACAGCUGUGAGAGUGCCAAAGCUCUUGGUAACAACAAGAUGGCCAUGCACGCGCGUGAUCUUGAAUCAGCCAUCAACGAGGUGGAUUCGGCGACCAAGACGUUGCUAUCCGAAUCAAAAUCUGUGGAUGGCCUUCUAUGUAAUUCGCACGAGUACCUCAACAUGUUUGGAACCCUCAUCAUGUCCUGGAUGUGGCUGAAACAGGCGUCCAUUGCCACGAAACAGUUGGAAACAAACAGUUUAAUCAGCGAUACUGAUCGAGUCUUCUACGAGGGCAAGCAGCUGGCAUGUGAAUACUUCUACAGAUAUGAUACACCUUCUAUCACAACGAAAGCGCGACUGGUGUCUUCGCUCGACGAUACGCUGCUGCGUGUAGAUCCUGUGCACUUCUAAUUACUCAACUUGUACGCCUUAAACCUUUGCUGCCUUAGUGAAGUCACGUUGGUUUAUGUACAACUAAAAGUAUUAAAAAAACAUUAAAAAUGUACACAUG